UUGCCGUAGCCCGAGGCUUGUACGCGUCGCCCGGCAUCGUCGGCCAUCUCCCGCCUCCUUGUGCGAACAUCACUUCUUUGAGCAAUAUCGUUUCUUCUUCUUCUAUUGUGUCUUUCGUCAACAUCGCUAUGCGUCCUUGUGCUCUUCUCGGUCUUUCGGUACUGGCUUCUGCAGCCACCACGCCUCCAACUACAUCGGAUCAUGAUCAAGUCAUUGAAGUGGAGGGUGGCCGCGAAUACACCGUGAAGCUGAAAUGCGCCGAGUGCCCGUUGCGUGCCUGGACAAGUCCUCACAAGGCAGAAUGGGUGCAUCCACCACCAGAAAGUUCCUUGUUGCUCGAGUUUGUCCUGGACGAGUUCAACGAUGCGUUACUUCUCAACGGCCAGCGCAUAUUCCCUCUUGAUCCCAUGCCUCUCGACAUAAACGCGAAGCAGGCUAUUACCGAGGUGGAGCAGGACGAGACGGAGUCCGGAUCUGAAGACGUCGCGAAUCCGAACAGGCACAGCAGGAUACUGUUUCCCCUACAAUAUGAGCAUACCAUCUUCCGCGCCGACAAACCUGAACUCUGGUGGCUUCAAUUCAACGUAACGGGCUUGCCCUGGGGAGAGACUGCUGAUCCAAUCAAGUUGGGUCAGAAGGCUGUACAGAUCUUGAUACGCAGGGAGUACGAUGUGAACCUGAUCGGCGGAUACAUACUCUCCAUCGAAGAUGUACAGAUUGUCUCCACGAAGGACAAGGCGCAACCACCUAGGAUGAAGUGCGGAAAGCUGGCCAUGGUGCAAACAACGUUUGAUCCACGCGAAUGGGACGAGUACGGUAAACUUGGCACGAUGUCGAGGGCCUGGAACGCUUUUGUUGGCAGAAUACGUGUUGGAAAGGACGCCCUACUUCUUCCGCUCCUCGCACUGCUUGCGGUUAGCCUCGUCAUAGCACGUCGCCUGUUUAUCCAGAGACAGCAGGAAAAGGCUGGCACAGUCUCUGAGGCCGAGACUGCUCUGUUGGGCCGAGAUGCGCCUCCGCCAUACGCAGACAUACCUGUGAUCAAGAUUGAAGAGUAUGAUUAGUUCAACGAGUCUGGAGGCUGGAGCGCAAUCAAAGCAAGCGGGCCGGAGUCUCGCCCGCAUCUCCGCGUUGCAUUCGCCCUUUGUGCGCAAGCGGCAUCUUGGCUCUAUGUACCACCUCAAUCUCGGGUUUCCGCUAUCUUGCUUGUCUCUGCACUCUUUUCAUGCUUUU
Molecule: messenger RNA, 1233 nt
Organism: Alternaria rosae
Lineage: Eukaryota; Fungi; Ascomycota; Dothideomycetes; Pleosporales; Pleosporaceae
Exons: 2
Coding region: 129-1064 (311 amino acids)
Source: RefSeq, a predicted model, not a curated record